Messenger RNA from Spea bombifrons (plains spadefoot toad), 989 nucleotides. Its product is annotated as prokineticin receptor 2-like. The coding region runs from base 1 to 894 and encodes 297 amino acids. The transcript has 2 exons. Gene Ontology annotation, biological process: neuropeptide signaling pathway. Gene Ontology annotation, cellular component: membrane. Lineage: Eukaryota; Metazoa; Chordata; Amphibia; Anura; Pelobatidae. The record is from RefSeq and is a predicted model, not a curated record. Gene Ontology annotation, molecular function: neuropeptide receptor activity.
AUGAACAAGAAGUUACGUAGCAUCACUAAUAUUUUGAUUGUCAACUUGGCAGUGUCAGACUUUCUCGUUGCUGUAGUCUGCUGUCCCUUUGAAAUGGACUACUAUGUGGUGCGCGAACAGUCAUGGGCUUUUGGACAUGCCAUUUGCUCUUCUGUCAGCUAUCUGAGGAUGUUGUCGCUCUACGUGUCCACAAAUGCUCUUCUUGCAAUUGCAGUGGACAGGUAUGUUGUCAUUGUACACCCUUUGAAGCCACGCAUGCGGUUACAGACAGCAUGCAAAGUACUGCUUCUGGUCUGGCUUUCUUCUAUUUUGGUUGCAGCGCCCACUGCCUACUUUGCCACGGAAACCAUCUUCGAUGCACCAAAGGACUCCAGAGGCAAGGUUUUUUGUGGACAGAUCUGGCCAGCUGAAAGGGCGUUCUUUUAUAAAACCUACUCACUUUUUCUGUUGGCUGUGGAGUUUGUGGCUCCAGUCUUCAUUAUGAGUCUUUGCUACAUUCGGAUCUGCCAUGAGCUUUGGUUCAAGGACCUGCCUGGAGUGCAGACAGAUCAGCUUCGUGGUCGCUUGCAGGCAAGGAGAAAAACUGUUUUAAUAUUAGUCGCUGUGCUCUUGGUUUAUAUCUUGUGCUGGUCACCAUUUUACAGCUACUCCAUUGUCAGAGAUUUCUUCCCUGGUCUUCUUUUACGGGAAAGACAUGCCAUUGCUCUCUACUAUAUAGUGGAAUGCAUUGCUAUCAGCAAUAGCAUCUUUAACACAAUUUUCUUUGUAACUGGAAGAAAUACCAUUUGCUGCUUUAAAAAACUGAUGAGUCCCUGGGAGAAAACCACCAUCUCUUUGGAAAGAAAACCUACAUUAAAUGAACGCAAAACAUCGACCCAUCCAACAGCUGUUUGAAAACUUUCUGGAGUCUGAGGAAAACUGUGGUUUCAACUUCUUCACUUUAUUAUCCAUUAGGAAGGGCCAGCACGCUAAGGCUUCUUCAGUCAGAU